AUGAAAACCAAAUAUUGUGCAAAUAAUGGUAAUAUAACAUCUAUUCAAAGCGAAAGCAACGACCAUGAUGAGACGCAGAAAAGAAUUCGAGUUCUGAGUUAUAAUAUAGAAGGUUUAGUGGAGUCGACAGCAGAGACAAGGACAGAAGAAAUCUGCAACAUCAUUCAUAGAGUGGAUCCUCAUGUUGUUCUGCUACAGGAAGUGAUAAUGGACACUUUAGUGAUCCUGAAAGAGAAAUGUCCAGAAUAUAUAGUAAUUCCAGCUCGGGGAAAUGACUAUUUUGUUGCCAUUAUGUUGAAAAUGGAAGAUCUUGAUUUCCAAAGCUACAGUGUAAUGCCGUUUGAAAACACAAGAAUGGGAAGAAAUUUACUUUUAGCAAGGUGUAGAAUAAAGGGCGUGCAAUUCAUUUUUAUGACGUCACACCUGGAGAGUUUGUUGAAUUGCAGUGAGGAAAGAAAAGACCAGCUGGUAUUCUGCUUUGAAGCGAUGAAGUCUACGCCAAUGGACCAUACAAUAAUAUUUGGUGGAGAUAUGAAUCUUAGAGAUAGGGAGCUCACAGAAUUGGGAGGCGUCCCACAGGGGAUCUGUGACGUUUGGGAGGCCACAGGAUCUCGUCCGGAAUGUCGGUACACCUGGGAUAUGGCAAUCAACACAAACAUUGACUUCGGUCCAAACAAUCCACGUUUUCCGGCCCAGAAAAGAUUUGACAGAAUCUACAUGAGGGAUUCAAAUCCAAGAACUGUUAAUCCAGUGUAUUUUGAAUUCGUUGGGUUAGAAGAGAUUAGUUCUAUCGAGGAAUUUCCAAGUGAUCACUGGGGUUUGCUGACACAUUAUGAUAUUAUUCAAGAUUUUUUUGACUUGCAGAUGUCAACAUAUUCUGAGGCUCAAAGGUAUAUCAACUGA
Messenger RNA from Saccostrea echinata, 903 nucleotides. RefSeq names its product tyrosyl-DNA phosphodiesterase 2-like. The transcript has 6 exons. Gene Ontology annotation, biological process: double-strand break repair. Lineage: Eukaryota; Metazoa; Mollusca; Bivalvia; Ostreida; Ostreidae. Gene Ontology annotation, cellular component: cytoplasm; PML body. The coding region runs from base 1 to 903 and encodes 300 amino acids. The record is from RefSeq and is a predicted model, not a curated record. Gene Ontology annotation, molecular function: single-stranded DNA binding; 5'-tyrosyl-DNA phosphodiesterase activity.